AUGGCGAAAACAACCACGGCAUCCAACGCUAUCACGGGUAAGCUUUGUGUUGUUAUUUUGGCACCACGAUGCUCGGGGUUUGUUUCGGCAGACACACGAAUGACGCAAUUGGCAUUUCCACUGUGCGUGAUGCUGCUGCACUGUUUUGUUUAUCACUGUGCCGGUUCAAUAGAUGCGGGUCUGCAAUGACAUUAACUAUUUUAUCCAAAAGAUUCAUAUAAUUGUCUGCAAAUAUUUUCUUGUGGGGAUAAAGUGACAGAAACAGAAGCGAUACCUCCUUUUGUGUUUCUGUCAUUUACCAUUGUGUCAGUCACCUUUAAGUAAUUUGAAAUAAUGAACACGCACCAGUCACAGUCAAACCAUAAUCAGGCAACGCUGCUGUGAGUGUAGGUUUUUCCCCCUUUCCAAUGGCACAACCCACAUCAGAUAAAGUGGUUCAAAUGGGUGGAGAUAUUGAUGCCAGUGACACAGCAUACGCGUAUAUUGCACUCUUUUAUUUUAAGAGAAUCAAAACUCAUUGUCUGAUGACUCUUGAGGUUAUGUAGACUGGGUCAUUGUCUCUAGAGCCCUGUAUUUAUAGGCUGUCCUCCACGCCCUGGCAGUGGAGAGAUCUCCCUAUGGGUCAGUAAUCAUGUUUGAUACAGUUGAGUCACUCUGCUCUGAUCCAGACAGUAAAAGACUGCGUCUGUUGUCACACUAUCUCACUUGUUCUUUUAGGACAUAUUUCAAGUCUUUAUGAUUUCAAAAAAAACUUGGAAACACAAUGAAUUAAGAAAAAAAAAAACAUUUUCUUAAACAGUAUUGUCUCAGUGGCAGAUUGUUCUACCAUGGUUUACUUUUUGCAGCUUGUAUCUAGGCUGAAAAACUGCAGGUUAAGGAUAAAUGUUUGGACAACUCUAUAUGAUAAAGAACCAGCAUAGAGAAUGAGCAUCUUUCUCCUCAAAGCAAUAAAAGCUAAAGAAACACAAUGUAGUUCAGUAGACUACCAGAGUUCAUCCAUAAAAUAUUUUCAUUGAAAAUGACAAAUGUCACAAUUUAAGCACUUGUGUAUUUAACAACACCGACAUAAAUCAUAUGUAAAAUUCAGUCACUGAUGUCUGCCAGACUUCAGAAUGAAAGCUCUGUCAAUUACAGUAGAUAGACAAAACUGCGUGUGAGCAUUUCAGAGUUGAAAGACAAAGGAAUAAUGAUCAUUUUACCUCUUAAGUUUACUUGCUGCACUCAGGACUCCAACACCUGACUUACAUGCAGUCAUUUGGGUACUUCAAGAUUAUUCUAAUAGUCUGUGUAAUUUGUGUAUUUCAGCUGUCUCAUUGAUCCUCAAAUAUGCUUGUUUAACAGUUUGGUUAAAGCUGCAGUAAGGAAUUUUUUAUCUGUCUUGACUUUGGAGCCCCCCUGUGUUCAAAGGUGGUAACACUUAAAUCACUGCUAUUUGGUCUAGCCCUCAUGAACUGGCAUCAAAUGAUGGAACAUUCUCCUAUUGCUGUCUUUUUACAUUAAUAUUUAUCCCACACCAAGAAUAUUAGGUGCCUGAAAAGUAAAGAUUGUUUCUUCAGCGUACCUACCCCCUCACAGCAGUUACAUGCAAAAAUUAUAAUAAAAAAUUUUGAGUCUUGACAUCAAUGGUCUCAUCAUUGUUAUCAUUGUUGAUUUGAGUUUGUUUCACCAAUCAAAAACUUCUUACAGGAGCUUUAAAAUAAGUAAAGAUAGAUAGAUAGAUAGAUAGAUAGAUAGAUAGAUAGAUAGAUAGAUAGAUAGAUAGAUAGAUAGAUAGAUAGACAGAUAGAUAGACUUUAUGAUCCCAAACUGGGAAAUUCUCAAAUUCUAUGUGAUCAGUAUAUGCACUGAAUACAAUGUCCUAUUUUGGACAUCAUACCCAUCAGUGGUGUGAAAAAAAAGUGCCUCAUUUGAAAAGUGUUUGAGAAAACUCAUUUGAGUCGAUGGACAAUGGGUUUUGAGCUUUUAAUAUUAAUCCACAAUCACACACACACCACACUCACACACACGCGCACAUACACACACACACUCCAGUCAUCUGUGUGACUGGGAUCUGUGAGGCUAAAAUGAGGAUAUCAGCUCUAAUGUUUAGAUCAACUAUUCGUGUAUUCUAUUGUGUUUUAUAGGUGAAAAAAUGGCCCCACCAUCCAUCGCUCUACUUCCUGAAAAGAAAUCUCCGACAAACGGCCACAACUCCCCAGCCCGCAAACUCAGUGAGUAAUCCUCUCCGGCUUUCGUCACGUAAUGCACUCUUUCAACUCGAUCAUUAAAAAGUCUCUUAGACCACAGUGAUUUGGGUUAUUGCACUUUACUAGUGACACAUAAUAUGAUGUAUCUAAUAACUCAGAGGAGGAUCUCCAGUGUGAGAGUUCAGUAGAAAUAACUAAAAAGACGCCCAGCAAGUCUAGAGUGGCUCUCCUUCAAGGACAGUUUCCUCCCCUCUUCUACAUAUUGCUGCAGUUUGCCCUUGGCAUGGACCGACUAUACCAUGCUUGGCAUUUUGCAACACAAUGUAUUGAACACAGAGCAGCAGAAAGGUUUCCCUCUGCAGGUAAUACAGGAGAACUGCAGGCCAGUCUUGAGGUGCUGAUGUCAUUCCUCUUUAACAAUCUCUUCCUCUCUAUUAUGGUGACUUCAGCUCCAUCCAGCACAGAGAAGAAGCCACAGAUAAACGGGCACGCAUCCCCUUUACACAUCAACAACAACCAUGCAGGUAAACAAAGUAAGUCUUCUUUUGGCUUCUAUGAUGCAGAUUUUUCUCCCUACUUUAGUUUUGCUGCAUUGACAACUUCCUCUUGCAUCUUUGCUGCUUACAGUUGUAGAGGGCUACAUGAAGACUGAUGAUAGGAUGCGACUAGCCAAAGAGAGACGGGAGGAGAGAGAAAGAAGCCUGGGUAAGAUGUGUCCUGUUUUUUAGGGAGUGAAUAAAAAGGCAUCCUGCUGUGUAGUUUUUUUCCACUCCAAAGUUUUCUGUGGUGGCCUUUUGUCUCUCUACAGUUUAAUUGGUCAUGGAGGAGUAUUAUCCUGCCAGUAGACGAUUUACUUUGAGUUCACUGGGUUUUUGAUGUGAUUAGCUCGGUCACUUCAGAGGAUGUGACAGUAACGGAGAAUAAUCCACAAAAGUAGGUCUCCCACUCACAGUAAAUCAUGCAGCCCCUGCAGUUUCCUCUCAGAGACAUGCAUUUCUAUCUUUGUGGAAGUUACAGAUCUGGGGACAAAAUCAUUGUUUCUAAAAGGCAAUUUUCUUUUAUCUUAUGAAAUUUUUGAAGGUUUGGCAAGAGGAAAUGACAGUUACCACCAAAUCACAAAGAAAAUCCCUUAUUUAAAUCCCUGUGAAGAACUUUCUGUUUUUGUCACUUUGAAUGCCCCCUGUGGACAAAGCUAUAUUUGUUAAUCUUGUCCUCAACAUGUUUGACUUGUGACUUUUGACAAAACAUCUCAUCCUGCUGACUUUUUGGAAGUCAAAUCUUUCAUUUAGUGUGAAUAUUAAAUGUAGACAUUGUAAAAAUGGCUAUUUCUGUAGCUGCCUGGCUGACACCUACCCCAUAACUGGUUCCAGGCAUUAAAUAUUAGAGUAAACAAAUCACUAACCUUGUCCCUGGUGGCCCUGUUUGCUUUUGGAUAUAAAAAUACAUGUAUAUGAAUUUCAGUUUCUUUUAUUGAUGUGAACAAAAAUCCUCAUAGUGGCUUUAAACAUUGAUGAAAAUUUUGUUGGAAAACAAUAAAAAUUUCUAUCCCUAUCUAUCCUGAACUUUCCAUGACCUGCUGAAAAAGGAUAGCCAGUGGCAAAUACCAUGGUCCAUGUAUUUUUUUGGCAUUUACCCUGAAGCAGAAUUUGUCUUUUUGAUUUCAGCGGCCAGGGAGCAGCUGAUCAGGGAGAAGGAGCGCAGAGCUCGGCUGCAAUAUGAGCGCACAGUGGAGGAGCGCUGGAGGCGUCUGGAGGAGCAGAGGCAGAAAGAGGAGCAACGCAGAGCUGCUGUAGAGGAGAAGAGGAGGCAGCAGCUUGAGGAGGAGAGGGUCAGCUGAUUUCAUGCAAAAUCACGUUUCAUAAACUUCUCUUUUUUUGGCAGAGGACGCACAAUGUUUAAGACUUAAAUGACACAAAAACAGUUUUUAGGCAACAGUGAUCACACAAGAGUCUGUCUCUGCUGUGUUGCAUUCAGGAGAGACUUGAGGCUCUGAUGAAACGCUCUCUGGAGCGUAGCCUUCAGUUGGAGCAGAGGACCAAACGCUGGAGCAGAGGCUGCCACUCAGGAGCAGGUCAGAACAAAGUUUAUAGUUGUUAAUAAAGAUUGUGUUUGGAACAGCGAAUGUCUGAAUGAUUAGAUUCAAAACUAAGAAGAGGGAGAUUAAAGGAGAAAACCUUUAUUUUUAUUCAAAGGAUUGCAGUUUGCUUUUAUUCUUGGGAGACUGAAGGCAUUUGAAUGAAUGUUGGAGGUUUUGUUUAAAAGUAAGAGUGUUUCAGUGACUGUUGGUGCGUGUGACCAUGGGCCUCUCUCUCCAACAGCCUGGCUGCUGAAGUACGCAUGAGCAGACAUUAGUUCCUGGUUUCCCACAGAGACAGGAUGAAGUUACAAACCUGCACUGAUGUCUCUAUAGCACCAAUCUUCACUUCUUGAAGGGAUAUUCUGAUGUAAAAUUAAUUUAGGGUCAAACACAUCGUGACACUGAGUUAGACACCCCAUCGAGAGAUGAAUGUUGCUGACCGCUGCUUCUCUAGUUAUACCAACUUUAGUAAUGACACUAUAGCAAAGACAUGAUAGCAAUACACAGCGGUCUGAGAAGCCAUCGACAAACCUCAACCAAAACGCCACUCUAUAGUCACAAAUAAUGCUCAGAACAGCACCUAACCUCAUUGACAGUACAUAUAGGGUCCCAGGCAUAGUACUAGCCACCAAACAUCUUUUUAGCUUUGCCUGAUUUCUCUUCAAAGAGACUAAACACAACUCAACUACUCUCUUCCAGCAGCCGCUUGUUUGUUGCGAGACCUUGAACAAGUCGAUCGCCAACUGCUGCGGGGUGACGCAGCUCAAGGAAGAACAUUUAUGAUUAUUUCUUCAUGGAAAUGCAAUCAGACCGAGACGCUAAGGCAGAAGAACUACUGUGUCUGCAGCGCAAAAUAAUUAAUAUGGUGAUUAUUACUUUAGGAAAUGAUAAAGAAAUUAUCCAAAAUGUUCUUCCUUUAGCUGAGUCACCCCGUUGUAGUCGAUGAUGGACUAUUCCGAGCUCUCCCUACAAACAAGUGGCUGCGGGAAGAGAGUAGGUGAGCUGUGUUUAGUCUCUUUUGCUAAAGAAAUUAGGCAAAGUUCAAAAGAUGUUUGCUGGCUAGUACUAUAGCUAGGACCCGAUAUGAACUGUUGAUGAAGUUAGGUGCUGUUCUCAGCAUUAUUUGUGGCUAUAGAGUGGCGUGUUGGUUGAGGUUUGUUUAUGGCUCCUUAGACCGCUGUGUAUUGCUAUCGUGCGGUCGUUACUAAAGUUGGUAUAACUAAAGAAGCAAGCGGUCGGCAACAUUCAUCUCUCGACGGGGUGUCUAACUCGGUGUCACGAUGUGUUUGACCCUAAAUUAAUUUUCGCAAGAAUAUCCCUUUAACCUCUAUUAAGUACUGAGUUAAUAACUGCAACACAGGCUAUAAUGCUAUAUGCUCUUUGCACUCAUUACAGGAAGUGUAACACUAAUGACUUACCAUGAGACCAAAAUACUGACUGUCAGAUGACAUCCCUGCUGGUGUGUUAGCUCUCAUCCAGGUCUCCACAACUGAAUGAGGAACUGCUCAGAUAAACUGUUCAUAACGCUCUGUUUGCUCUGCUCUGCUCCGCCCGCUGCCUAUAGGUGACAGUGAGAAUGCCCCACUCCCUUUCUCUGCUGCCUCCGCCUUUUCCCAUGGCAUUGCCUCCCCCCUUCCUGCUGUCAGCGAAUCUGGUAAAGUUAAGCCCCCUUUGCCCUCCCAAAUGUAUAUCCCCUCCUGUUCAUCCAACAGUUACCAUGUCUGUGUCUGUUUGCCUUUGAGCAGGCUGAAACCCCAAAAUUAAACCAAAGGCAAAUGUGUCCUUCCUGUGAUGCAUGCUUCUUAGGCUGCUCUGUUCUGUUUGCUGGUGCAUUUGGAGAUAAUGUUCGUCUGCACAGUAAUGUCUUUGAUGGCAAGGCUUUGUAUGUCUGCUGUGUUUGUGCUUUGCUGCCUUAAUCUUUGACAGUGCUGAAGCAUAAUACGUCAUAGGGAUGACAAUUAGGAGGGUAGUGUCAAUAAUUCAGGAGUUCUUCCUUCGAUAUAUUGCCACAGUUCUCCAGAAAGAGUGGUGAUGUUAUGAUCAAUCUAGGACCACAUCUACUGGAGUCUGACGGAAUAAUGGUCACUGCUUUGGGCAUUAUGUGACUGUGGCUGUGACUCAUUUUUGUGGGCUUCAUACAAAAAGUGACACUAUUUUCUUAAAACAAAAGAGAAGCGAACUUUGGCCCUAAAAAUAUGGCUGCAAACUUAAGUCAUAGUUUCUUGGUUCUGAACGAAUACAUCAAAAUUUCUAGAGCUCAGACUGAGUGGAAACUAAGACAAUAAAGGGAAUAAACUAUUCAAGGAGAGAGAAAGACAAAAUAGGGGACAAGAAGAGCACACAGUCCUCUGAUCUUGUCUGGCACGUAACUCUGCAGUAUAACAGCAAGAAGGCACUUUGAGGGGAAUAAGACAAUAACAAAAGUUUCUGCUAUUUCUUAGACUGAAUUAUGUCUGAAGGGGCUUGUUCUUUCCACUAAUUCAUGAGCUUUCAAUCAGUAUGCUAUGCUGCUUUUUUAUUAAUUCAAGAACACUCCCACUGUGUAGACUCUCUCAAAUUUUUCUCCAACCAAACGCAGGAUUAGUUUCCCCCUGAUUAGAGAUCUUACAGUGAUUACAGACAGCCUAGACUUGCAGUUCUUCAUUAUAGGGUAUUAGCAUCACAGUUUCUGCUCAUCUUUGUUUCUUUAUUUUUGACAACGGUUUGGUUUUAAUAUGAAAGCAGUUAAGUGAUGAUGGACGAUUUUAAUCGCCAUUGACCUAGAAUAGAAAAAUGUGCACUAAAAUAGAAACAGAUACAGGCAUCCCAAUGAGAGGGCUGUGCUCUUUAGAGAUUACUCUUUACAGAUGGUGACAGAUGGAGGUGAAGUUAUGAGAGACAGCCAGAAGAUUGCUUCUCUUGUUGUAUGAUGCAUUCAAUGUUUAGGGGAUUGCUUUUGUGACUCUGAGUCUGAGUCUGAGUCCAUGGGGUUUUUUUUUUUUUCAUAUGCGGUUUUUGGUUCAGGUGUGAAGAAGGUAGAGGAGUUGUGAAUAGGGUUGGUGAUGUACAGUAUUUGUAGCCGCAGCUCUGGCCUGUGUGUGCAUGUAUCACACUGAAGAGAUCACAGACUAAGGAUUAAUGCCUAAGAAAGACCAGCAUGGCAUAAAUACAUUGUGUAAUGAGUGAAUACUGGCAGGAGAAAGACGAUGAUGACUUCAGUUUCCAUCAGUCUGGCCUAAUCUAAAACAGGACAAUCAUUCAUCUCUUUUUAGCUGAAUCAGAACCAAAAUCAAUACCCGAGCAUAUGAUUGAAGAAGAACUUUAUUGAUCCAACAAAUUCUCAGGCUAAAUUGUCUCCUCCAGCAUUGUGUCUGCCAACUGACUUUGGCAGCAAAAGCAGGUCUGUAAACCUCAGUUGGUUGCAGCACACACAGUUCAGUCAGCCCCCCGCCCUGGCUUCUGUAUUAAUAUCCCUCUGUCACUUUUUAUCUGUCAUCAUCUGAUUUGAUAAGCAUUGUGUUUGCCAUCAUGCAGCGCCUUGCAGCCCUCACAGGUCACCCUUCUGCAGCUCACUGAAUCCUGCAGAUCACAGCAGAGCUGGGCUUCAGGGAGGCUCUCAGUCCACUCCUAAUACCCCCAAGGUAAUAGCAGGCACAUAUCCAACAGCUUUACUUGACAGACCUAAAAAAAAUAUCCGAAACAACUGAGCAAGCUUGGCUACCGGCUGCAAGAUCUCAUAUCUUUACCUGACUCUACUAACAGAAAGAGCGGCUCCGCAGAGAAAGAAGAACUGCAUCCCCAGGAUGUGGAUCACCAGUUAGAAGAUCUGAAUCUCCUGCUACCAAGUACUUGGGUUCCCCGACUACCUCCAAGUAAGAUUUUAAACUUUGUAUAAACAUUUCUGUAAACUCAGGCUAUUAUCUUUAUUUCAAAUACCUCUCCUCUCAUUAAGCGCUUUGUAAUGAUGAAAAACAUCUCUGUCUGUAUCCAGGCUGGCAUCAAGAAUGCGUGCCCAGUCUCCCAGCAAUGCACAUCAGUACCAUUACUCUCCUACAAGAAAUCAUGCAAACCUGUCAGCUGAUGAUGGGAAAGCAGAAAACAAGAAGACAGAAAAACACGGUGAACAAACCAAAGCUGAGACUGCAGAGAAGAGAAACACCACCAUUAAUGGACCAAGUCCAUCUCCUCAGGCUGAAAAGAAUACAGUCAACACUGAUGUCAGAUCAUCAAAAGUUGAAACCCUUGAUAAGCGACUUAAAGCAGAAACACGCGAGAAAAGUCAGUCUCCUGACAGAAAGGACAACAAAGUGGAUCCAUCUGAAAAGAAGACACAAAGCAGCACUCAGGAAGGCGACAAGAAAAAAGGUCAACUCUAUGCAGAUGAUACCUGAGUAUUUGCGACAUUACUUUAAAGUAUGUUUGAGUGCACUUAUAUGAUCUUACACCAGUCCUUUUGUGUUUGACAGAUUCAACAACAUGCACAUCGGCAGGGAAAAUGGCAGCAGGCACAACGAAUGCAGAGGAGGCAACUAAGCUGCUGGCAGAGCGCAGGCGCCAGGCUCGAGCUCAGAAGGAACAGGAGGAGAAAAAAAGGGAGCAAGAGGAGGAAGAGAGGUGAGUUCAUUCUAAAAUUACUGAAUAAUCUGCAGGGUUUUGAGCCUUAAAAUGUGUUAAAGAUAUUUAUGCACUUGCAAAACAGACUCAGGGAAGAGCAGUUGAGAAAGCAACGUGCUCAGGAGGCAAAGGCUCAACAAGUCAAGGAGAAAGAAAAAACAGAGGAAAGCCCGCAAGAGGUUAAACAAGAAGAACAGAACCACAAGAAAGAAGAGCAGGAUGUGAAGCUACAAACCUCGACUGACAAAGAGGUAGAGGAACAUUGAUCAAUGCCGGGCAGUUAUUACCUUUUUGACAGAUGGAUUGGCUUCUGAUUUGUCUUUGUCUUGCAGUUCUUAGUCACUAAAAGAUUUGUUCUUGUCCGAACAGAAAGAAAAAUCAAAGGUCCAAGCCAGUGAGGAAGCCGAGCGUCAGCGGCAAGACAGAGAACUACAAAAACAACAAGAAGAAGAGGAGAGGCAACUAAGAAAAAAGGUGACUUUUAUCUUCCAAACCCUUAUAAGCACUCUUCAAAAAGAGCAUAUUUUCCACUUUUGUCAUGUUCAAACUGUGAUUGAAUAUUGCUCUUUGUUUUGCAGAGAAUUGAGGAGAUAAUGAAGAGAACCAGGAAGGCUGAAGCUGAUUUAAAGGUACUGUAAGAGACGCCUUUUGAUCUCGAACAGUAAUCCUGCUGCCUUUGAACGUCCACUGAUUGAUUAAGACCUUUUUGUUCAACUUUAAUUUAUUGAAAGUCUAAUUUUCUGUUUUCAUCUUUAUUAAAUUCUACUGUUGGUCAGACUUUGUUUUUGCGUGCUAAUUACCUCAAACACUGACUCCGUCAUCUCUGUUCUACAUUGAAUCAGAAGGAGGAGCAGGUGGAGACCAAGCCACCAGGUUAGUGUGAUAACAAGUCUCCCUGCAAAAACUUGAGUUUGCCUGCCGUUCCUGCUCACUCUCCCUUCUCUUUUCAUGCCUGGCAGCUGUAAAAAUGCAAGCAGGGCAUGUAUGGUUUUCAGUGCGACAUAUAUUUUUGUUAGCUUCUUUUGAGCAUGUCGGCAGAUUUUUCUUUACCUGGAAGCUGUGCAGUAACUAAAGGUAGAUUUCAAGUUGUCCCUGCUUUUUUUUUCGUUUGUUUGUUUUAUAUCUGAUGCCUUGGCUUGAAUGAAAGCUAUGAUCCUUGUCCACACCAGCUUGAAUCAUCCAAGAUUUUUCUUCUUUUAUUUGCUUAUGCUUUAGGCCAUAAAUUAAGAGCCAUCUGGGCUGGGUCACAGUAUUAUCUGGAAUAUAGAGCAACAACCAAGGACUUUUCUCCUGCUGAUUGGGCAGCUUUUACUGUAGAGCAUUACCAUGGGAGCUGACUGUAAAAUUAGAUAUCCUUGACAAUGUCCUUGGAAGAUUCAUUCAGGGGUUGCUCUGCAUCAGUGAGCUAACACUUUAUCUGGACUGUUCAGUGUAUUUCUCAAUUCCUUUAGGUGCCACUUUUGACAUUUUUGGCAUGAACUUGUCCGAUUAUGUUAAUUAGUUGUUAAAUGGAUGAUCCAAAUAAAGUGAAGCCCACUGUGGUAUUUUCUUACCCUCCACAGGUGAAGUAAAGACUGUUCAAAGUAAUGUCCAGGUAAAUGAGCAAACAGUCAAAAAGGUUGAGUUUCAGGUAAAAGAGACAGUCACAGCUCUGGGCAGCACAAAGGCAUGCACCCCGGUGAAGAAAGAAGCAGCAGUGGUAGCAGCAGCACAGAUGGACAACUUGAAGAGUUCGCCUGUUAAAACCAACACCCAUCAAGUGACACCCACACAAAAUGUUCCUGACGUGAGAUCUGACACCAAACAGGCCUGUGAAGUCAGUCAGAUCAAGACAGAGAGCAAAGCCUGUGUCGUCAAGCAGCAGGGAAGAGAGGUGCAAAUGAAUGUAAACUUGCAGAACAGGGCUAAUGCUAAAGCCGCAGACCAAAUAAUUAAGGAGCAAACCAAGUCAACAGCUGUCAACCAAAGAGAGGGGGGUAUGAUGAACGGAGCGGUGAAGGGGGAGGGAAACGCCCUGUUGAGAAGCCAUGUAACAGCUGAGGUAAGCAAACAACAAAGCCUAAAAGUGGUGACAGCUGAGAGGAAAGCCAAAGGAGGGUCCCAGGUGGAGGCUGUUAGACCCUCUGUGACACCCCUGCCGGUGGGACACCUUUCCCCGCCAGUCAUUAAGCUGGAGCCGCUGAACGUGAAAGGGACUGAGUCCUGUGACGAGGUGCAGUCUAUGGAGGUCAGGUGAGUCUCAGUGAGUCAUUGGUACUAUGUUAUCAAACCACAACACAAAUUGGACGACAAUUGACCAUUUUUACACAAUGACAAUUUUCCUGUAAUGCCAUACUGAAGAUGGGAGUAUAAAUGGUGUUUAAGUGUUAUGAUACCAAAUCAAAGGUUGUAAGUCAAAUUGACAUUGGGAAUCUGACCAUUUUUACUCUCUUUUUGUAUGGAUAGUAAAACAUGUAGGUACCAUUGGCCAUUAUUCAUGUCCAACCAAAGUCAAAAAUCGGAUAAUACUCAAUGUUUUUAGCUUUAUAUCUGCAAUUGUGUAAGUUAGAAAGUGUUUUAAUACUUUCAACACAAAUAAAGAGUGUCAUUUGGGACUAGGAAGCCACACAGCUCAUGCUGAUUUCAGCUAGCAAAAUGUCCAGUGCUAACAUAAGCUGUUGAUGGCAGCAGCAUUUAUCAUUUAUACAAUUUGUAUCAAAGAAGGACAGUCAGUCAAAAACAGCACUACGGUUUUUGACAUUUAAUUUCAUUUAGAUAACUGUCUCACAAGAAUUAUUUUUGUGGACUCUAUUCAUCAUUUCAGUAAGACAGCGGCUAAUGAUAGCAUUCAGCCGCUUCCUAACAUUACAAUUAUUAUUUGAAGAGUUAAAAUAUUUUAUUGAAGUUGUAGUUUCACCUUAAGCUAUGGCUAAAUGUCCCUCCAGGUUUUACAGGUUUACUUUAAUCUUUUUUAGGUUUUACAUUGAAGGGGGGAGAAGUGAUAAUCAUCUUGAGGUUUCCUUCAAGCUAACUUUUGCAUUCAAUCUGUGGACAGUUAUUCAGCCAUGUCCUGCCUUAAACUUUUGCUUGUUAGGAAGUCUUUGAAUGUCAUCAGCUUUUAAUAAUGGUAUAUGAUACUAACAAGGUAGUAAGUCUCUUGCAAGUGUAACCUUGGGUUAGGUUUAGUACAGGCUUUAAUGUUGAUAGUAGCUGUUUACCUACAAACUUGCCUUGAAACAUGGCUCAAAGCCCCUUUAUGUUUCAUAUUUCAUAACAUUUUGAGUGCAUUAUUAGUUUAUGAGCUGAGAUUAAAUCAGAUGUCAGAUCCCUUAUUAUCAGUUGAUCUGCAUAUCUUAAACACAGCAGUGAUUUAUCACAGCAUUUGAGCUUUUCACCCUAAGUGUGACAUCUGAGGCGUAUGUCAUCCAUGUGUGUAUAGUGACCAAAAGCAUCUGUCUAUCUCUGUGUUUCAGCCCAGCUUCAAAAGAGGAGCUAAUCUCAAUCCCCGAGUUCUCUCCAGUCAACGAAAUCCAUCAUGGCAAUGUGAGCAACACCCGUGCUCUCGAGGAUCUCAUAGACCUGACAGGCGGCGUCACCUUCCCCAAACUGUCCUCUGAUGGCAACAUAGGUGACUGCAACAAGAACCUCAUUGAGGGCGUUGUCAGUCCUAUGUCAGACUCAAAACUCAUCGGGAUGCCGCCUCCAUCCUCAAAUAAACUUAGCAUCAAGUAGCCCAGUAAUCUCUCCCUGUUCUCUUCCCACUUGCUAGCCUUUUCUCUCUGCCCCCCCGUUGCACAUUACCAUCACAUUUUAGGUGCGUGCCUAUGUCACCACAUUUAUGGAAUUAGAGCCAUAGAGAUUGACUUCAACAAAAAGGAGAACCUAAUACAUGACUUGCAAUAUAAACAUCUCCUAUAUUACGGCCAUUAGCAACUGCAUUUGAAAGUAUGUUUGUUAAAUCUUCAGUUGUUGUUAUGAAGACGUGUGUGUGUGCAUAAGAUGAGCACAUGUGAGAGGCUCUAGAAGAGACAGUGUGUGUGCGUAUGUGACAGAAUGACAAAGAGAAAAAUAUCAGGGUUUUGAAUAUUAUAUAAAUGAAGAAAAUGCAGUUGUGCUAACAUACGGUAGCAUUAAAAUUGCCUAGCUUUCCCUUCCUAAGUCCCAGAAUGAGAGUGAUAAAGCCUGCUCAGAGUGUUGAUUACUGCAUUUGAACCUCUGUCUUACCACCUCUUAAGUCUUUAUAUCUAAUUCAGUGUUUAACUGGAAAAGGCAUGAUUUCACCAUCUUCAUGAUUGGCUAGUUUUAAACACUUCCUCUCUUGAGAUCAUGUCCUUAAUGCAUGUGUUGAUGACUGAUUUGGCUGGUCUAAUGGAUGUAUCAGCUAAACUCAGAUCCAUUAGGACUCUUGGGACUGCAGCAGCUGUUCACUUUUACUUAUUCUUCAAGGUCCCAUCAGUGAACAUUUUCAAUUUCAUGGCAAUGUGAUGACUCCCUUUAUUCUUUAAUAUUCUUAAACAGGGACUUUCUAACUGCAUGCAACAAAGGAAAUUCAUUUUGAUGCUACCGACUUGAAUGUGUCGAUGCAUUUAAAAAUAUUGCCACCAUAAAGAAAAUGCUGCAUUGUUGUGUGUUUGCUGCAGACUGAAUUGAAGAGCUGAGUUGGACUCUGUAGCAACUAGUUACAUUCAUAAAAGCUUAGUUCGCUGUCGAGUUGCACAUUUCUAAAGUAUUCUACGAAACAGAUUUCUAGUGUUUAAAAUACUGAUAGCUGAGCAACUUAAUGUCAUAAUUUUCUUUUUUUGUAGGCUUUUCUGUAAGUGUGCCUCGAUAUGUCAAGGGUUUCCAAGGCAAAGUACUAAGGGAUGCGUUGAUUUAUUGGACAUAGAUAUCCAGCUGCUUAUGUGUCAGAUUGAACUAGGACAGGAUCAACAAGUCUUUUUUUGUAGCUGUAGAUUCACUUUGAAGAUAUUUCCUCUUCUUCAGUGGUAGAAGUGGUCCUGUACUGGGUUCCUCUAAUUCUGUGACUAUUUCAGGACUUAUAUGUGAAAUGCUUCUUUUUGUGGUAUGUCUAGAUGUAAUUUCAGUAGCGAUGCCUUACAAGGGACUGGAUUUUUGAGCAAAACAUUUCCCUAAUUUAUGUCUGUAUACAUUUCUCCUCUAGAAUUACAGUGUUUGGCCUGUAAUACUUGAACCUUGGUUUUAAUGCAUCACUGUCCAUGAUGCUGCAAAAAGUUAUGCCAAAAGCUUGUACACAUGAUUAUGUCACUGGUAAAAUGGCAUUAAGAUUUGUGUUCUCCAGACUCCUGGGAUUUUUUUUCCUAAAGUGGGGUAGCCAUAUAAAUACAUACAGUAUUUAAAUUGUAAUGUUUCCACUGUAUCUUGCAAAUGAUGCCGUUUCACAAUAACUGCGAUACUGCUUUCUUUGCUCACUGUGAUUUCACCACAUGCAAAUGAGCGUAGAGUAAUACUACAAUAAAUUCACCCCACUCAUACCCACAUUACAAAACGGUUAGCUUCGAGUCAUGUAACUAUUGUAGACAUUGCGCAUGGUUAGCAUGGUCAUGAUGUGAUAAGAAACAAUAAACUGUAAACCUAGAUUUCAAUUUGUGAGUGUGUUUCCUUGAGUUGUUACCUUGACUCAAAGACAAACAUAAAGUGGGUGGCUAAGUAUGCAGAGGACACAUUAAACAGCUGAUUACACAUAAGGAUCAAUAAAUAAAUAAUUUUGUUACCCAUCAAAACGAAGACCCCUGCAAUAACACCUCCAAAAAAAUCUAACAUUAAAGACUGACAUAUAGUUCACUUUUGGGGAACACGUAAAAGAUAAUUUGAUGAGUAGUAAUUUAUUAUUUUAUAGUGUAUGGCAUGGUGGAGCGGCUGGGCAAAGGGUAAACAUUAGGGGUGGGAGGAAAAAUCAAUUCACAUAAGUAUCGUGAUUUUUUGUUUUACAACUUUUUUUUUUUUUCAAACUGAAGAAUAAAUCUUAAAAACUGACUCACAAGUGAUGUGUAUUUUUUGGGGAAAUAUGGUUCCUGGAAUAGUCAGCAGACAAUCACAAUCAUUCAACUGUUUCACUGGUGUUAAAAAUGCAGAAUAGACGGGUUUCUUGUGUACAAACAAUAAUAGGUGCGCGCGCAACCAUGGGGCAAAAGCCUGCUUCGGAGUGAACUGAUAUCAAUGAAGAUGCCGUAUUGUUUGCAAGUUCUCCCUGACACAACUGCAAUAAAAUGUCAUUUCACUGAAAAGUCGCUGUGUCUUAGAUUGCAUCAAAAUUAAAAAAACACUUGCGUAAAUGUACAUGAAUUUCACUUAAUUUACCAGGUUGUGACGUUGUUUUAGAUGUUUCUAAUAUCAAGAGCAGGGUUGUAAUGUUUGCCGAUUGUUUGUUUUGCCGAUUCGUGCAGUUUACAGCACAACAGCUCCUUGUCAUUUUCUUUCUCAGUUGACUCCGCUAGUAAACAAAUUAGAAAUGUCCCGCUUUCUGCCCUAAGACAUCACGCGCAUACCUGCGAUGACGUUGCACAGAAACCCAUCUAUAAAUAUCAAGAAAAUCAACAAUAUCGUAGAAUCGCAAUUUAAAUCGAAUUGGCAUCCAAAAAAUUGUACAAGAAUCGAAUCGGGAGAAAAGCAUAUCAUCCCAACCCGAGUAAACAUACAGGUAUGUCAGCGAAAACUGACCAAAUAUAAGUUGUUUUAAUCCCUGUAAAACUGCUCACAAAACUAAAACUCUGAUCACCAUAAAAGUAAGAUUUAGAGUGGAGUAUAACCUGUAGGUUACCCUUCCCAGCUAAAGUUAUCCCAGCUCAAGAUAUAAUGCAUGAUGGACUCUGAACAUCACAGACAGAUUGUCUCCAAAGCGUUGAUAAGAUAAACUUUAACUUCGUCUUCUUUUAUCAUCUCAACGACGCUGUAAAUCGAUAUUUUCUUGAACUUUAUAAAAGUGGAGGUUUCAGAACAAAACAAAUAUCUUAGUGCCUUUUAAUAAACCAUUUAUCGUCGACUGUUGCUACAACGAGAGAUGCGGUCCCAGAACUGCGGUCGUCAAACUGCAGCUUACACGUUCAACAGGACGAGCUGAAACGCCUCGCGCAUGCGCUACAGUGGCUAAUUUUACUGGUCAGCUGCGCAGCUACUGCGUUACCUCUUCGACUGUUGGCCUUUGGUAAGUAGUGAACUAAAUUGUUGAAUUAAUAGCUCAUUUGUGUUGACAAAGUUAUUGUGAAGGGAUUUACUGCCACGCUGUCCAAGUAAGUCACAGUUAAAAUGUAAUUUUUUCGAGAGCCACGUUCCGCUAAAGCUAGCUCCAGAGCCUGUGUAGCUAGCUGAUAUGGUCUAGGUGAAUUUGGUAAGAAGAUAAGGUUACUCGCGUUAGCCCGACCUUUGUGUCCAUGUCCGAGCUUAUAACGCCAAAGAUUACCUCGGAUGAUAUAACGUAGGUGCUUACUAACAUCGAUGUGGUGGUAAAGGCCUAGAUUGUCGUCUCAUGUUCCGUCUUGCUGAUACCAAAAAUGGAAACAUCAGGUCUGAAACUGGACCAAACAUGUCUGACCAAUCCGCGGAUCUCUCAUGUAGCCAUUUCAUACGACUUCGAUCCUGUCAUGUAGUAAAGUUAAAUUAGGGUGUAGUAAGUAAACAUGAAGCAAAAUGAUUGUACGGCUUGUGUGUUGAAACAGCAGAUCCGGGUUUGGACUUUGCUGUUACGUCAGCUUACAUGAAACUAAAUUUACACCGACCAGCUUUAACAUGGCGAGGACCCGGCGGCCGAUUGACUACGAUCCAGCACAAUACAACAACAGCUUUACCACAAAUAAGACUUUAAUGAAGUUCCGACACUUUCAGAGUUUGUUGAUAUGGACAGACAAGUGAUAAAUGUUCCUGAAGUUUAUUGUUGUUGGUGGUUGAGUUGUAGAGGGUGUUGAUUGUGGACUGGCCCGAGGUCUCACUACAAACAAGCGGCUGCUGGAAGAGCGUAGAUUAGUUGUGUUUAGUCUCUUUGCUAAAGAAAUCAGGCAAAGUUAAAAAGAUGUUUGGUGGCUAGUGCUAUGGCUGGGACCCUAUAUGUACUGUUGAUGAAGUCAGGUGCUGUUCUGAGAAUUAUUUGUGAUUAUAGAUUGGCGUUUUGGUUGAGGUUUGUGUGUGGCUCCUCAGACCGCUGUGUAUUACUAUCGUGUGGGCGUUACUAAAGUUGGUGUAACUAGAGAAGCAAGCGGUCGGCAACAUUCAUCUCUCGGUGUGUCUAACUCGGUGUUACAGUGCGUUUGACCCUCAAUUAAUUUUACGCCAGAAUAUCCCUUUAAGUAUACCACCACCACCUAUUACAUCUUUAACAAUGAACAUAAAUUACAGUAAUCACUUAUAUGUGAUUCUGUAAUUGUGAUCAGGUUUACAAGCUUCUUGAAAAUAGUGUUUAUGGUAGAGCUGUUACUGUUGCUUUGCAUUGGAUUGCCAGGUGUUCCUAGUAAUGUUGUAGGAGCAUGCUUGUAGGGGAUAAGAAGCACUUUAUGCAUGCUUCUAACAGUGGUUUGGACCACCUCUGAUCACUUUUAAUGCCCUAAACUACAAACAUUUCUUGUUAUAAAGUUAAACAAAGACAUGGUAUUUGUGCUAGAUCAUAGAAAUUAAAAUUGGUCCGAAGCAGAUAUGCAUCUAUUCUCAGGUCCUCCCUCUCAUUCAUGCAUUACAAGCUGUUUCAUUUGAAAGCAGGCAAUGAUUAAAGAACUGAUUAGAUUAAGACUGACCAGGUGCUUAUCUCUGAUUACCAGUCUUUAUAUUGCUGUGGGUGGGCUUUGGAAUCAUCAAACCUUCACAGAAAUUUGCACUUUGUACUUUCUCUUUGUAUUAGAUGGACUUGUGACACAAAAAAAACAAAACAAAAAAACAAAACAAACAAACAAACACUGAACUGUUUCAUACACAUUAAGUAUUGUGUUUAUUUGAAUAGUACCUAAUGAUACCUGUUUUCAAGCAGCUGUUAUAGAUCUUCUUUAUUUGGUGUUAAUACUAAGUAUUUAAAAACUGAUAUGAAACAGAUUCACUCAAUGAGUUAGUAGAUUUGAAAGGAUGUUGAUUGUGGAACAGAAAAGUCGCCUUAAACAGUUCUUGAGAUUUCAGACUCAAUCUCUGGAGGUAUUGGAAUUCUGUCCUUCACCUUUUUUGUGCAACUCUUGUCAAAUAGCUCAGAUUUGGCGUCACUGUGUAAACUUUAGAUUAUGGAGUUGGGUUAAGAUUAUAGGGUUGGGUUAGGAUUGUAGCACAUCUGCUUUUGGUUGUCUAAACUCAUUGUUGUUUUUAUUGUAUUUUGUCCACAGAUUAUUACUCACCCUCAAAGAUGGUCAGACCGCAUUUUGGACCCCCACGCUUAAAGCCCAGGUAAUGUUAGUUUAAUCAUGUCAAGCUGAACUGAUACUCUGAUAUUUUGUUUAAGAUUGUUAAAUCUUUUGUUGUUAUGGAUGGCCAGGGUCAAAACCUCUGCUCUUUUUGCCCAUUAAUGGUUUAAAUUACUUAAUGUUUCUUAAUCAAAGUGUUAUCAUUUUCAUUAUGCCCUAACAGACCUUAUGGGGACAACCAUGGCAAUGGACCGAAUGAAGGAAAUUACAACCCCAACUCCAAAGGUCGAAGAGAUGUCCAGGGCUAUAGAGGAAACUGGAGAGAGUCCAGGGGUAGAGGACGACCCCCAGUAGUUGGAAGAGGCCCCCCAAUGGGAGAGCAAAGGGAGCCGCGUUUCAGUCAAUGGAGGUCCCAGAAUCAGGAUUCCUUUCAGUCAUAUCCCCCAAAAAUGGAACCACACCACAGUCAGAGGAGGCCCUCUCCGUCUCGGCCAAACCGUUCCCCUCAUAUCCCACAUCAGUCGGCAUCUCGUGGCCCGGCACAAGGAUCUCUGAAUCAGAGAGACCCGCCUUUCCACAGCCACCCCUCAGGUCACAGGUCACCCUCCCCCAGACAUUUUCGCAACCACCCAGUUGACAGGAGACCAGGCUCUGCACCAGCCUUUCAGGGGUCUUUCAGAGGCCACAAAAGGCAGUCAGGUUUUCCGCAUCAGGAGCAGCGGAGACGAGACCCUCGCGGGAGUUACAACCCCAGACAAAGCCCCCAUGAGCACUCAGGUCAUGGAAUGAAGCGCUGGAAUGAGGCUGGAGCUUUCUCUCAUCCACACAAUGGGGAGCAUGGGCACUCUGGGUCACAGAGAAGCCCCAGAGAGAUGCAUGGGAGAGGCUCGGGUCCAGAGAGGUACAGGAGUCAACCAGCGAUCUUAGCUGGGUAAAAUUAUGACAAAGGAGGCUAAAGCUGGCCAACCCCUCCUAGUUACAGGGGUCAUUAUGAUAUCCUCAGCUCUGCCCUGACCCAUAGUUAUGAGAGGGGAUUGUUGGGUUUGGAUGUAAAUGUGGUUUCAUAUGCCAUUGAAAGGAGGGUUACUUCUGUAAUUGCUCGUUCAGUUUACUGCUACCUGUUUCUUUUUUCAUGGCACUGUGAAGGGGCUGCAAGAUAUAGGAUAAAAGUUAAGUCCCACCUCCCACUUAACAUGGCAAUGGAUCUGUCAUUAUAAUGAUUUGUGUAUUGUUUGAUGGAUAUGCAGGUGGUCAUCUGAGCAAGAGUCCAGGCGGCAGCGUGGCCCAGUGGAGAGGCAGGGGAGCAGAUCCCACAGCAGAGAAAGGGCACAGGAUGGCCCUCACCCUCCCCCUUUCAGACCUCCACCGUGGAAAGGAGGUCCACCACCAUCAUCCUCCUACAACAGGAGCCCUCAGGGGCAGGCAGCAGGACCCCGCAAGAGGAGAAUAUCUGACAUCAUGCCCCCCUCAAACCCUUCAUUGGAUCGUGGCAAUCCGAAACAACCCAGAAGAGACAGACCUCAGCUGCUCAAUAUCCCCAGGCCGUUUGGUGGUAGACCCCUGUCUCUAAGGGAUAAAGGCUACCUGAUCAAGAACAGACAAAUCAAAGCUGAGGCUCUCAUGAGGCUCCGUAUUCCUCCACAUGUGAGACCCAGGCCUAACUUUGGCAACCGUGCCCCGCAAAAUUUCGCCCCUCGAAAUAUGAACUCUGUUUUUGCCAUCAGGAAAAAACGAUUCCAGUCUAAUGCAGGUCCCCUGAAAAAAACAGAACCAAGAAGGGCAGAACCCCAACAUUCGCCUUCCAGAGAAGAAAGCAAUGUCAGGGCAUCUUCAAGAGACUCGGACACAAGCAAAGAACAGGUGGAGUCUCGUCGGUCCUUGAACACUCACAGGUACGGUAUUUUCCUUCUUGCACUGUUCGCAGGGGCUUGAUGAUGAUUAGGAGGUCAACAAAGAAUGUCUCUUUGUGAAAUGGGGUGCCAGCUGUGGAAAAAGGAGAUGUCAGCUUAAUAUUCAACAUUGAGUCUUGUAAACAAAGGCUGCAAAGGUUUUCAAAUGCCUCCCUGUCUGCGUGCUGCAUAUGUUUGAAAUUAUCUCCACAUCAAGUGGGCUGAAGAAACGGUGCCAAUUUAGUACCCUGUCAGUAAAGCCAAGCUGCUCUAAAACCUGAGAAAUGUUUAUUUCCCUUAAUGAGGAGAGUGGAAACAGUAGUUGACCUGCACUGCUAAUGGAUUCGUCUGUUUGUGGGAGUUUAGUGAGCUGGAGAGGAAGUGCUCUGAAGCGUAUUUCCAAAAAUCUUUUCAUCCUUGAUAGAGAUCAGAUCUAUAUUGAAGCUGAAAUGAUGUUGUGUAAAACUAUUUUUUGAUGCAUGGGGAAAGAAGGAAAAAAAUGGUCGUGAAGAGGAAUGGAGCUUACAUGAACAAAAAUGCCCAACUACUGGAAACAUUAUCAGCCAUGCAUGGACUUCAAGAAAAAAGAGAUGCAUCAACUGAAAACACCAAGAGGAUCCCCCUUUUCAAGCCACUAUCAAUUCUGAAUGGCAAAGAGCAUCUGGAUUUAAUUCCAAUAAAUAGAUAAAAAUACAACAUUUUAUAUUUUGGAUUUGUUGUUUUUGCAACAACCAGUCAGAAAACAUUCUCAAACGAAUGUAGUAGACAACAGUUAAAAAACAAAUGAAGUAACAACGGUGGCAUUUGGGCUUUACAACACAUCGGUCAGUAUUCAGGGAAUUUGUAUUUAUCCCACACAUUCAUCAGGUCCAUUGUAGACCCUAAAGUGGAAUGAGGAAAAGAAUAUCACUUUCUCCGUCGAAAAUUGUAUUCAUUCACUCAAGAAGACAUGGCUCUACACUUUGAGACUCUAUUCUCCUGCGCUGUGAUACCUAAAGGAUGAUGCUGCAGCAUUCCGAUUCAGAAUCAGAACAAAGAGGAUCCAUAUUACAACUGAACUAUCUGCUCUUUGUACAUGCAGUCAUCAUAACUUGAAGAAUAUGUCCCUGACAAAACUGUCAAAUGGCUGGAGGAUGAAGAAUUUAACAAGGAUGAUGACUGAAAGAUUUUGCUAAAGUUCCACCUGCGGCAGAGGAACUACCGUACAACCACUUCCAUUAUAAUCACAAUGAUGUUUGAGAUAAAACAAAUCUUCAACCUUCAUCUAAAUCAAAUGGAAAAAGAAAAAACUAUCAUUGAGAACCUCCAAGAAGACUACACCCAAACUCAAGACCUGAGUGACGAAACCAGGCAGACAAAGAGUGUCUUUAAAACAUGAGAAUUAGUUGAGUGAAAGCAGAUGAUAAGCAAUCAGAAUUCCAACUUUGACGUUGCAUGUGGACAGAAGCAACUUCAGUUGUGUCUUGCAAGUCUUGAACGACUGUGUUAUCCUUAGUGGUGUGAAUGCAUUUAGGCUGGACCCACAUGCCAGCAUUUGCUCGGGUUUGCUCAAGCACAAUCAAGCAUGUGACCUAAAUGAAGUAAGCAGAAGUGCACAACAUCAAGAAAUCCAAAUAGUCGAGCUCUUUGUAAGACAAAUACGAUGAAACUCCACAAGCACGAAAAGUCUCAAACUAAAACCUGCAUAUUCCAACUUUUGAAUGCUAAACGAAGUAACCAGAAGUGCACAUCAACCGGGAAGAAAUCCAAAUAGUCGAGCCUUUUUCUAAGGCAAAUACAAUGAAACUUCACAAGCACGAAAAGUCUCAAACUAAAACCUGCAUAUUCCAACUUUCGAAUGCUAAACGAAGUAACCAGAAGUGCACAUCAAACGGGAAGAAAUCCAAAUAGUUGAACCCUUUUCUAAGGCAAAUACAAUGAAACUCUACAAGCACAAAAAGUCUCAGACUAAAACCUGCAUAUUCCAACUUUUGAGGACAUUGGGAAGCAUAGCAGACAAAAGAUGAUCAUCUAUUUCUCGCCCUUAAAUUUGUUGUUACGGGAGAAAAGAGCUCUGCACCGGCAGAACAAAUCUACCUAAGAAAACCCUGCCUUCUUUCAAACCAGCCCAACCCACCAAAUUUCAAGAAGAGGAGAACUAAGGGGGUUGAGGGUACACACUUGAAAACUGCAAAGCCUGCAGUACAUUUCCUUGAAGCCUGCUCUAUGAUGUGAGCAGUCCAAACAGGAUCAUCUCCAUAACCCCCCAAAAUCUAAGGACAGGAAGCUAUAAACCUGACAUAAACAUCAACCCAGCAAGUUCAUCCUUUUCUCCUUGGCUUUCACCUUCACUCGAAUCUUCAUAACAUUCUGUGAUGUCUAUCUCUGGGAAAGCUCUGAAUGAUGAGUGUGGCGUCCAUUUUUUUGCACUCUUGGGAUGAUGAAAGAGGACUGAAGGAGUUAUCAGGAUUGACAUAAUCAUAAAACCCUGUGAGUUCAUUCUGAUAAUGAAAACAAGGCAUUGUCCUCCUGAAUUCUUUGAGAGAGGGAUGAUAGAAGAUGUGACGAUGUGAUGUAGACCAAUAUCUAUAAAUCUCAAGAUUGUCCUGCUCAAACAAUCACUGAGUAAAGGAAGAACGCUCAGGUUGAUUCAGGGUACAGAAAUAGGAGUGUGGAAGCACAGCAAUCCAUGGUUUUUGUAAGUACCCAUGUGUGAUUUGUGGCUUUAUGAUCAUUUGUCUGCCUGCAAAACAAUGCUGAUCAUUAUGGUUUUGAAUUGCUAUACCUCUAAGAAUUGACAGGGUGAUUUUUGAUUUUUACUUAUGGUCUGUUUUGUAAAAAAUUAUAUGAUUUCAAUGAUGAAAUGUUCAUGCAAAUUUAUGUUGUUCAUACACACAAUGCUGGGAUAGAAAUGCUGAUGUCAUUAACAGCCCUGUCAAUGAUCUCUCCACAGAUCUUCUCCCAUUGAGAAACGGGAUCUUGUCGUUUUGUCUCACUGGCCCCCUGGGCCAAGCUCCUCAAAGGAUGGCUCCCCCCUGAGGUCUUGCAGCCCAAAGCCAAAGAGUGGUUAGUCCGUUCAGUCACUGAUUUCUUGUACUCCAGUGGCCUGAAGGCCCAAGGGUUCACCAUUUCUUUCACAGUUUUUAAAUUGAAAGUUUUUAUUGUUUUUACUCUGAUCAGAUACUGAAGCCUCUCCCAGCAGCCGAAUGUCAAAGAUGGACGAGUCAAGUGAGCCAGAACCCCGCAAACGAGGCUAUUUGGAUAGAAGAACAUUCAAGUACUUUUCAUGAAUUAUCUUUCUCAUUAUAAACUUAUUAUGAAAUUCAAUCAAUCUGUAGGCAGAGUGUCUUACGCUUUUCUUUUCUUUCUUAGCAGACCAUUUCAUAUGACACAGGACAGCAACAGACCUGGGAGACCCUUCAAGAGACCUGGACCAGGACCUGGACCCGGACCCAUGCAGGUGAGUUUCUUACCAAGACAAUGGAGACUUGAAGCCUCAGUUGCAGCUGGUAUGCAUGUGUCAUGGAGUGAACUUGGACUGAGCUUUUGGUUGAGAUUGAGUUAAACCCAAUGUGUCAUGCCUUGAAGGGACAUUCCAGUGCAAAAUUAAGUCAGGGUCAAACACACCGAGUUAGACACCCCCUCGAGAGAUCAAUGUUGCUGACCACUUGCUUCUCUAGUUAUACCAACUUUAGUAACAACCACAUGAUAGCAAUACACAGUGGUCUGAGGAGCCAUAAACAAAUCUCAAACAAAACGCCACUCUAUAGCCACAAAUAAUGCUCAGAACAGCACCUAACUUCAGCAACAGUACAUAUAGGGUCCCAGCCAUAGUACUAGCCACCAAACAUCUUUUUAGCUUUGCCUGAUUUCUUUAGUAAAAGACUAAACACAGCUCACCUACUCUCUUCCAGCAGCCACUUGUUUAAACCCUACGUCGAAAUUGGUUUAAUUGGUUUAAUAAUGUAAGAAAAAUAAUCAUUGUUUUAUAUUACUGACUUGCUGUUCACAGAGGCCAAAGUUCCCCGGGGGUCCAAGGAGGAUGGGUCCUGAACCACCCGGAAAUUUUAGAAGACCACUCAUGGUAUGCACUCUUUCUUUAGAGGUCACUGAAAGGUCAAAUUGAACAGUAGAUCUGUUCUAGUAGCUCAUUUUUCAAACUGCCUUAUUUUUUAGGAGAGCCUUGUCCCACGUCCCUUCCCUAACCAGAGGCCAGUGUUCAGGAAAAGUCAAAGUAUCAUGUCCAAGUACCGCACCAUGAGAGUGAUGCGCCAGCGUGCACCUUACAACAGAGGGCCUAACCAACAACGCUGGUGA
Molecule: messenger RNA, 24346 nt
Organism: Xyrichtys novacula (pearly razorfish)
Lineage: Eukaryota; Metazoa; Chordata; Actinopteri; Labriformes; Labridae
Source: the annotation of a GenBank genome assembly